CGGGUGAUCCACUGGCUAUUCCCGGUACGAAUUGGAAGGAAAUGGCCGAGCCAACGGGUGUGUGCCGGUUGCUAGAAUGGUUAGAAAUUGACCGCGGUUGAAAUGAUUGCACGCAGUUUUGACCACUGGUUAAGUCCCAGUAGAGAGAGAGAGAGACAGACAGGGAGAGAAAUAGAAACAGAGAGGACUGUACCAGCCCUGGCGCCUGCAAGCUGCAAUAGUUGUCCAAAGAAAGAGAGUCUGUUUUGGUUGUAGAGGGGUGUGCACGGAGACACUAGAGAGACAGAGUACUGGAUGAAUCGUUGACUAGAGAAGAUUGGUGGUGAAUUCAGAGAGAUAUUGCUACUAUUGUGAAUUACAGGGGUUUUAAUCGAGUUCAGCGAGAGCGGGGGAGAUUUGUGGCAUAUUUAGGUUUUUUUGUUGGAUUUUGAUUGAGUUUCGGGAGAGAGUGAACGAAAUUGUGAAAUUCGGAGCGUUAUUGUUGAUUGAAGAGUUGAAUUUCGGGGUUUUAUGGUUUGUGAGAGUGAGAGAACACUUGUAGAGGUGUAGUCAAUGAGAGAUCUGAAUUGAAAGUAGAGAGAGAAUGCCUUCUUCAGAGAUUUCGACCAAGGGAAGGGCAGAGAGCUUCUCUUCCGGAUACAGCGAGCCUAACGCUGUGGAAGGGCAGAAAAGUCAUUCAACACAUUCUGGCGCCGGUAAAGUUGUAGACCCCGAGACGGCGUUGUACAGGGAGCUAUGGCAUGCUUGUGCGGGUCCUCUGGUCACCGUUCCUCGUGAAGGAGAGCGUGUCUUCUACUUCCCUCAAGGACAUAUCGAGCAGGUGGAGGCAUCCACUAAUCAGGUCGCGGACCAGCAGAUGCCUCUCUAUGAUCUUCCAUCGAAGCUCCUUUGUCGUGUGAUCAACGUCCAGUUGAAGGCUGAACAAGAAACAGAUGAGGUGUAUGCCCAAGUGACUUUGCUUCCUGAGCCUAAUCAAGAUGAGAAUGCUGUUGAGAAGGAGCCAUCGCCACCUCUGCCACCAAGAUUUCAUGUUCAUUCAUUCUGUAAAACUCUGACAGCUUCUGAUACCAGCACACAUGGUGGAUUUUCCGUGCUUAGGCGGCAUGCUGAUGAAUGCCUACCCCCGCUGGACAUGUCACUGCAGCCUCCAACCCAAGAAUUGGUUGCCAAGGAUUUGCAUGGAAAUGAAUGGCGAUUUCGUCACAUCUUUCGUGGUCAACCACGACGGCACCUGCUUCAAAGUGGCUGGAGUGUGUUUGUUAGCUCCAAAAGGCUUGUUGCUGGAGAUGCCUUCAUAUUUCUAAGAGGUGAGAACGGAGAGCUUCGUGUGGGUGUUAGACGAGCAAUGAGACAGCAUGGCAAUGUUCCAUUGUCUGUUAUAUCUAGCCAUAGCAUGCAUCUUGGUGUGCUUGCUUCUGCGUGGCAUGCGAUUUCAACGGGAACCAUUUUUACUGUUUAUUACAAGCCAAGGACAAGUCCAGCAGAGUUCAUUGUUCCAUUUGAUCAGUACAUGGAGUCUGUAAAGACCAAUUAUUCCAUUGGGAUGAGGUUUAAAAUGAGGUUUGAAGGAGAGGAAGCUCCAGAGCAGAGGUUUACUGGCACCGUAGUUGGAACUGAAGAUGCUGAUCCCAAAAGAUGGCAGGAUUCCAAAUGGAGAUGCCUCAAGGUGAGAUGGGAUGAGACUUCGAACAUACCUCGGCCAGAGAGAGUCUCACCUUGGAAAAUAGAACCUGCUUUGGCUCCUUCUGCUCUGAAUCCUCUCCCAUUGCCAAGGCAAAAAAGGUCUCGAUUGAAUAUGGUGCCAUCAUCGCCCGACUCCUCUGUUCUUACUAAGGAAGGUUCCUCUAAGAUGACCAUAGAUCCUUCACCAGCAAAUGGGUUUUCAAGGGUCUUGCCAGGUCAAGAAUUCUCGACCUUGAGAGCCAAUUAUGCACAGAGCAAUGAAUCUGAUGCUACUGAUAAAUCAAUUAUGUGGCCGCCUUCACUAGAUGAUGAGAAGAUUGAUGUGGUUUCCACUGCCAGAAGAUAUGGAUUGGAAAGCUGGACACCCUCAGCACGGCAUGAAACUACUUAUACAGACUUGCUGUCGGGAUUUGGGGCAAAUGCCGAUUCCUCUCAUGGGUUCUGUUCUCGCUUUGUUGAUCGAGCUGCAGGAGCUAGUAAUGUAAUGAGAAAACACUCUCAGGAUAGCAAGUUUAAUUUGAUUGCUGGACCAUGGUCGUUAAUGUCCACUGGUCUGACACUUAAGUUGCCAGACUCCAACCAUAAGGCUCCUGCACGAGUUGGUGAUGCACCAUUUCAAGCGCAAGGAAGUGUAACAUAUGGUGGAUUGAGCGAGUAUCCCAUGAAUCAUGGUCAUAGAGAGGAACAUUCCAAUGGAAACUGGUUGAUGCCGCCGCCUUUGUCAUCUCAGUUUGAGAAUCUUGGUCCUCCGAAAGAGCUAAUGCCAAAACACAUGUUUUUACAAGAAAAUGUGGCUGUGAAAUCCAAAGAUGGGAAUUGCAAGCUUUUUGGCAUUCCCCUAAUCAGCAAUCCUGUCACACCAGAUCCGGUAGUGUCACAGAGGAAAAUGGUGAAUGAGCUGGCAGUGCAGCAUGCUAAUCACCAGCUUUGUGCGUUUGAAUCUGAUCAGAAGUCCGAACAGUCAAAGAGUUCAAAAGUUGCGGACGAUAAUGAGCAGGAAAAGUCUUUCCAGACUUCUCAUCCACAUACGGGGGAUAUUCAAAGCAAAUCACAAUGUAGUUCAACCAGGAGUUGUACCAAGGUUCACAAGCAGGGGAUGGCACUUGGUAGGUCUGUGGAUCUUACUAAGUUUACCAGCUAUGAUGAACUGAUAGCUGAAUUGGACCAGUUGUUUGAAUUUGGUGGUGAAUUGAUGGCUUCCAAGAAGAAUUGGUUGAUUGUCUAUACAGACGAUGAGGGUGAUAUGAUGCUUGUUGGAGAUGAUCCUUGGCAGGAGUUUUGUGGCAUGGUUCGCAAGAUUUUCAUCUACACCAGGGAAGAGGUCCAGAAGAUGAAUCCAGGGACCUUGAAUUCAAAGGUUGAGGAGAGUCUAUCACUCAUGGAGGGCAGGGAUGGGAAAGACACUAAACAUGUGCCCAUACCUUCAGCAUCAAGCCCCAACAAUCAUUAAGUUUGGCUUCGAUUCAAUAGGCUUUUGGUGGAGGCUUAAGGGCAGAUCAUCCGUUGUGAAAUAUCAAAUAAUGGUGAAGAUUUGACUCUUGUUCUAGGCUUUGUUUUGUUCUUGGAGAUCAGAUACUAGAUGGGAGGGAUCAUAUAUCCGAUUUUGGACUUGUUAUAAAGUUAGUAUUGUAUGGUGGCCACAUGAUAUAUACAUAUAUAGCCAUAUAUGUUUUGCUAGGCAUGGGGGCCCUUGUUUUUGGAUGGAAUCCAUUCAUUUACACCCUGUACAGAGCUGUCUUACCCAUUCUCCAACCUUCUAAUGUAAGUAAUUUUAUACAUUAUCUAAUGUGUUCUUGGUUAAAGAGGUUACUACAUAUGAUUGUGUUGUGUUUC
Tripterygium wilfordii is the source of this 3516-nucleotide messenger RNA. Its product is annotated as auxin response factor 2B-like. Gene Ontology annotation, biological process: regulation of DNA-templated transcription; response to hormone. The transcript is spliced from 15 exons. Gene Ontology annotation, cellular component: nucleus. The coding region runs from base 584 to 3133 and encodes 849 amino acids. NCBI's taxonomy places the organism in Eukaryota, Viridiplantae, Streptophyta, Magnoliopsida, Celastrales, Celastraceae. Gene Ontology annotation, molecular function: DNA binding; protein binding. The record is from RefSeq and is a predicted model, not a curated record.